AUGUGCCUCAGGAUGCCCCCGCCCUUGCUGCUACCCCUGCUGCUGCUGCUGCUGCUGGGGCCCCGAGCUGGGGGCUGCCCUGUGGGCUGCCAGUGCAACCAGCCUCACACCGUCUUCUGUGCUGCCCGCAAGGCCCCUACCAUGCCCUUGGACGUGCCACCUGGCACAGCCAACCUGUAUGUCUUUGAGAAUGGCAUCACCAUGCUUGAGGUGGACAGUUUUGCUGGUCUGCCAGGCCUGCAGCUGCUUGACCUAUCCCAGAACCUGAUUGACAGCCUGCCCGAUGGGAUCUUUCAGCCACUUGCCAACCUCAGCAACCUGGACUUGAGUGCCAAUCGGCUGCGGGAGGUCACAGGUGAAACCUUCCGUGGCCUGCAGUGUCUUGAGCGCCUCUACCUGGGCAAGAACCAUAUCCACCACAUCGAGCCAGGUGCCUUCGAUGCCAUGAGCCACCUGCUGGAGCUAAAACUGCAGGAUAACCAGCUGCAGGCCCUGCCUGCACUGCACCUGCCCAGCUUGCUGCUGCUGGACCUCAGCUACAACAGCCUGAUGGAGCUGGAGCCUGGUGUGCUGGACACAGCUAACCUAGAGGCCCUGCGGCUGGCUGGUCUAGGGCUUCGGCACCUGUCCAAGGAACUCCUGGGCUCCCUGCACAACCUUCGCGACCUGGAUGUGUCUGACAACCAUCUGGAGCACCUGCCGCCUGCUGUGGGCAGCCUGCGGAGCCUGACACGCCUCCGGCUGGCUGGCAACCCCCGAAUCGCCCAGCUGUGGCCUGAGGAGCUGAGUGGCCUGGGGACCCUGCAGGAGCUAGACCUCAGUAACCUGAGCCUCCAGGCCCUGCCACCCAGCUUCCCCAAUCUCUUUCCCCGCCUGCGCUUCCUGGCAGCUGCCCGCAACCCCUUCAAUUGUGUGUGCUCUCUGAGCUGGUUCAGCCAGUGGGUGCAUGAUAGCCCAGUGGCCCUGGCAAGCCCUGAGGAGACCCGCUGCCACUUCCCGCCCAAGAACGCUGGCCGGCUCCUCUUUCAGCUCCAGUACUCUGACUUUGGCUGCCCAGCCACCACCACCUCCACCCCCACUGUCGCCGAGCUGGUGCCUUCCCCAUCCAGGAAGGUGCCAACCCAACCCAGACCUACAGAGUUGGUCACCCAAGUACCCAACCAGCCAUCUGUCCCCCUGCCCACCAUGCAGCCUGCCCCUGAGCUCCAGGACUGCCCUGCCUCCACCUGCCUGAAUGGGGGUACCUGCCACCUGGGUGCCUGGAACCACCUGGCCUGCCUGUGCCCUGAAGGCUUCACUGGCCAGUACUGUGAUAGCAUAGUGACACUGGACACCAGUCCCAGCCCCGCACCCGCCACACCGAGGGCCUUACGGCCCCUGCCCCUUGCUGUGGAACCAGUGAGCCCCACCUCCCUGCGGGUGGCACUCCAGCGGUACCUGCACAAUACGGUGCAGUUCAGGAGUCUCCGGCUCACCUAUCGCAACCUCUCAGGCCCAGACAAGAGGCCAGUAACACUGCGGCUGCCCGCCUGGCUUCCUGAGUACACGGUCACUCAGCUGCAGCCCAACGCCACCUACUCCAUCUGCGUGCAGGCCCUGGGGACCAGCCGGGGGACAGAAGAUGAGGAGGUCUGUGGGGAAGCCCGCACACCCUUGGCUGUCCGCUCCAACCACUCACCUGUCACCCAGGCCCACGAGGGCAAUCUGCCUCUGCUCAUUGCACCCGCACUGGCUGCAGUGCUCCUGGCUGUACUGGCCGCUGUGGGAGCUGCCUACUGUGUGCGGCGGGGACGGGCAACAGCUGCCCAGGGCAAGGACCAGGUGGGACCAGGGGCUGGGCCCCUGGAGUUGGAGGGGGUGAAGGCCCCCCUGGAGCCAGGCCCCAAAACUGUAGUGGGUGGGGAGGCCCUGCCCAUGGGACCAGAGUGUGAAGUGCCACUGAUGGGCUAUCCAGGACCCAGCCUGCAGGGGCCCCUUGCAGAAAAGCCCUACGUCUGA
This is a messenger RNA of Elephantulus edwardii (Cape elephant shrew), 1998 nucleotides long. RefSeq names its product vasorin (gene VASN). Gene Ontology annotation, molecular function: protein binding. The coding region runs from base 1 to 1998 and encodes 665 amino acids. Lineage: Eukaryota; Metazoa; Chordata; Mammalia; Macroscelidea; Macroscelididae. The transcript has a single exon. The record is from RefSeq and is a predicted model, not a curated record.